Peronospora matthiolae is the source of this 117-nucleotide messenger RNA. The record is from the annotation of a GenBank genome assembly. NCBI's taxonomy places the organism in Eukaryota, Oomycota, Peronosporomycetes, Peronosporales, Peronosporaceae.
AUGCGGAGGCGGUUACGGUUUGUGUGUGUGUGUGCGUGCGUAAAGCGGUACGAAGAGAUGGUGGUUGCUUUUCAGCACGCUCAAGAUCGAGGGUUCGACCCCUCCUCCGAUAUUUGA